CAGAGCCACCCAUAUGAUAAUGCCACCAUCAUUAUCCCGUCCUCGUGCUUUUCUUCUUCACUCAUUUCUACCCAUCAUCAUCGUUCCUCUGCUCGUUCUUUCCCUUUUUUCCACUCUUUUUGUGUUCUGAUGAUAUGAUGUGCCGUGUUCUUCGAAGGAAACCUGGGUGUUUAUGAUGUUCUUCUGGGUAUUUAUGUAAGAGUUCUGUGUGUGUGUGUGAGUGUGAGAGAGAGAGAGAGAAUGGGGACAACGGUGGUUCCAAGCUCCAUGGACGUCUCCAUCCCGCUGGGUGAUCAGAAAGGCGACGGCUUCGCCGGCCGCCCGAACCCGAAAGACUUGGACGCCGGAGCUCUCUUCGUCCUCAAAUCACGAGGGUCGUGGUGGCACUGCGGGUACCACCUGACGACGUCCAUAGUGGCGCCGGUGUUGUUGAGCCUACCCUUUGCGAUGAGCCUGUUGGGUUGGGUGGCCGGGAUCGCGUGCCUAACUUUUGGGGCCGUGGUCACAUUUUACUCUUACAACCUCCUCUCGCUCGUCCUGGAGCAACAAGCCCAUCUCGGUCAGCGCCAGCUCCGAUUCCGUGACAUGGCUCACGACAUCCUAGGACCCGCAUGGGGAAAGUAUUUUGUGGGACCUCUACAGUUUGCUAUAUGCUAUGGUGCUGUCGUUGCCUGCACUCUUUUGGGUGGACAGAGUCUCAAGUUCAUAUACUUGCUCUAUAAGCCAGAUGGGAAAAUGCAGCUCUACCAAUUCAUCACCAUGUUUGGUGGCCUAACUCUGUUCUUAGCACAAGUCCCCUCCUUCCACUCCCUCAGGCACAUCAAUCUCGUCUCUCUCGUCCUCUGCCUCGCUUACAGCGUUUGCGCCUUGGGCGGCUCCAUUGACAUCGGAGACUCGGCAAAUGCACCGCCAAAGGACUACUCCUUGGUCGGUAGCCGAGCAGACCGCCUUUUAGGCGCCUUCAAUGGGAUUUCCAUCAUCGCCACCACUUACGCAAGUGGAAUUAUCCCUGAGAUCCAGGCAACUCUAGCUCCACCGGUGAAGGGCAAGAUGUUCAAAGGCCUGUGUGUAUGUUACUCGGUCAUAGUGACCACAUACUUCAGUGUUGGAAUCUCUGGGUAUUGGGCCUUUGGGAAUCAGUCCAAAGGAACGAUUCUGACCAAUUUCAUGGGCAAGACCAAGCCACUCCUACCCACUUGGUUCCUCUUGAUGACCAACAUUUUCUGCCUCCUCCAAGUAUCAGCAGUCUCUGUGGUAUAUUUGCAACUAACCAAUGAAGUGUUUGAGAAGAAAUUUGCGGACCCAAAGAUGGACCAAUUCUCGACACGCAAUGUGGUGCCUAGGUUGAUCGCUCGGUCGCUAUCGGUGGUGGUGGCGACCAUGGUGGCCACGAUGCUGCCCUUCUUCGCGGACAUCAUGGCGCUGUUCGGCGCGUUCGGGUGCAUCCCCCUAGACUUCAUAUUGCCCAUGGUUUUCUAUAACGUGGCCUUCAAGCCCUCUAGGAGGAGCUUCGUGUUCUGGGUGAACACGACGAUCAUCGUCGUGUCCUCGAUGUUGGUGGCCAUCGGCGCAGUGGCAUCGGUCAGGCAGAUAGCUCUCGAUGCCAAGACUUAUCGAUUGUUUGCUAACAUGUAGUGACUAUAAUUGACGAUUGCUCUAAUGAUAUGUACAAUUAAUAUUUUGCAAUUUCCUUA
This is a messenger RNA of Syzygium oleosum, 1694 nucleotides long. Its product is annotated as GABA transporter 1-like. NCBI's taxonomy places the organism in Eukaryota, Viridiplantae, Streptophyta, Magnoliopsida, Myrtales, Myrtaceae. The coding region runs from base 241 to 1635 and encodes 464 amino acids. The transcript has 7 exons. The record is from RefSeq and is a predicted model, not a curated record. Gene Ontology annotation, cellular component: plasma membrane.